CCCCGCCCCAAGAAAAACCACAAUCCCCUUCGCCUUUGAAGCCUCCAAGGCCCCAGACCGAACAAAUCCACCUAAUCUUCCUCUCUCUCUCUCUCUUUCUAAAGCCUUCUUUAUUUUCUUGCUUUGUCUUUUCUUCAUUUCACCCAGAAAGCUCUGGUCUUGAUCUUUACUUGUUUCUCGUUGUGUGUUGAGAUAUGGCUACAAAGAAGAGCGUUAGCAGUCUAAAUGACGCAGAUUUGAAGGGGAAGGGGGUGUUUGUGAGAGUGGAUCUCAACGUCCCUUUGGAUGAUAACUUCAAUAUCACUGAUGAUACCAGGAUCCGAGCUGCCGUUCCCACCAUCAAGUACUUGAUGGAUCAUGGCUCCAAAGUUAUUCUUUGCACCCAUUUGGGACGUCCAAAGGGUGUUACGCCCAAGUACAGCUUGAAGCCACUUGUACCUAGGCUAUCUGAACUUCUUGGAGUCCAGGUUAAAAUGGCUAAUGACUGUAUUGGUGAGGAAGUUGAGAAACUGGUGGCUGAGCUCUCAGACGGAGGUGUCUUGCUUCUUGAGAAUGUAAGGUUCCACAAGGAGGAGGAAAAGAAUGAUCCUGAAUUCUCCAAGAAACUAGCUGCUCUUGCAGAUGUCUACGUUAAUGAUGCAUUUGGCAGUGCUCAUAGAGCCCAUGCAUCAACAGAGGGUGUGGCUAAAUACUUGAAACCUUCUGUUGCCGGUUUUCUUAUGCAGAAGGAACUUGACUAUCUUGUUGGAGCUGUGGCAAAUCCUAAGAAGCCUUUUGCUGCAAUUGUUGGUGGCUUAAAGGUAUCAACCAAGAUUGGAGUGAUAGAAUCCCUCCUGGGGAAGGUUGAUAUCCUCAUAUUGGGUGGAGGAAUGAUGUUUACUUUAUACAAGGCACAAGGGUACUCAGUUGGGUCAUCCCUUGUGGAGGAGGACAAACUUGAUCUUGCAACUUCACUUGUUGAAAAAGCCAAGGCUAAGGGGGUAUCUUUACUGCUGCCUACUGAUGUGGUCAUUGCUGACAAGUUUGCAGCUGAUGCCAACAGCAAGAUGUCUCUCACAUGGCAGCAAAGGUUUUCAAAGCCAACCGGUUUGAAUAUCCAGAGAGUGAGAACAGCACAAGAAUAUAGAUCGCUCCCUUUGAUUGCAAAUCUGCCGUUUGAAGCAUUUCAGUAUGCCCAAAAUGUCCAAUCAUGCGGUUGAAAUGUAUUGUGCAUAUAUGACAAGGGGUUAACAAAUUGAAAAUGGUGGAGGUGGUAGCUGUAGCGCUCUUAUGUGAUCUCCUCCCAGUCUGUCGCAAUGAUGCCAAAGACGGUGGAAAGUAACCUACGCAACAAACUGUGUCACAGAAUCACCUUACUUUCAGAGCACAUGAUACUUUCUUCGUUGGACCACUUUUUGUAUACAGUAACACAGCAUAGAACUUCUGUUAAAAAAUACUGUAAAAUUAUUUAAAAUAUUAUAAAUAUAUCAGAUUGGCAUGAGAAAAUAUGUUUUUAAAAUCGUUUGAAAAAGAAAUCUUGAUGUGUAUUAAUUGAUAUGAUAGAAAUAAAAAACAGAAAAAAAAUCAUAGAAGGGCACCAUCCUUUUUUCUUCAAUCUAUUCGUAAGUGGAAUAUAUAUUUUGUCUGUUUCAAAAUUCAACUCUCUUUGUGGCUACGACUAAGUCCUGGAUUAUGAAGUUCGAUGGAAAUCAUUCGUCUUUGUGCAAGGGAAAAAAAACAAAUAAAUAUAAAUAAUAAUUUAAAGAAAAUAGAUUCAAUAUUAUACAUAAAAACAGAACUUGAAGAUGAUAGCUAAUUAUUUAUGAUUUGGAAUAAAACAUCUCACAGUGGCCUAAAUAUGCCCUGGAUUAUAUAGGAAAAAGGCAAACACACCAGGAGGCCGUAAGCCCCGUUCUGUUAGAACCCUAGAGCGGGCUAAGUGAAUAACUGUGAAGCAACGGCCACUGUGACUCAAGUAUAGAAUUCGAGGGCUCCAAACUUGUCUCAGCCCCUCGCCAAUUGCGAUCGAAUUCCAUGCCUAAGUUUUCCCGAUUCCGGGACUGCAUCUCUGCAGGAAGGGCCCGGGGACUUUCCUGGGUACAAGCAGAGGCACCCAACCACCACCUCCUGGUGAA
This is a messenger RNA of Hevea brasiliensis (rubber tree), 2114 nucleotides long. Its product is annotated as phosphoglycerate kinase, cytosolic-like. The record is from RefSeq and is a predicted model, not a curated record. The coding region runs from base 195 to 1199 and encodes 334 amino acids. Gene Ontology annotation, cellular component: cytosol. The transcript has 6 exons. Gene Ontology annotation, biological process: gluconeogenesis; glycolytic process. Lineage: Eukaryota; Viridiplantae; Streptophyta; Magnoliopsida; Malpighiales; Euphorbiaceae. Gene Ontology annotation, molecular function: ATP binding; ADP binding; phosphoglycerate kinase activity.